This is a messenger RNA of Punica granatum (pomegranate), 2219 nucleotides long. The record is from RefSeq and is a predicted model, not a curated record. NCBI's taxonomy places the organism in Eukaryota, Viridiplantae, Streptophyta, Magnoliopsida, Myrtales, Lythraceae.
CCACCAAUCCUCCAUUGAAGUGUCUGAGCCCUUUCAAGAACUCAAAGGGUCAAUCUGUCCAUCCCCGACAAUCUCAAAUAUCUUCUUCUUCUUCUUCUUCUUCUUCUGCAACCACACCACUGCAUUUCAAUUUGGACUGGUGACAUUGCAGCAGAGCGGAGACAUUGAUUACCAGUUUCAUGGCUGCAGCUACGAGUCAUUUGAGCCUCUGUUCUUCUUCUUCAUCCGCAGCUUCCCUAUCACAGACACAAACAUGUUCUUUCUUCAAGAAAGAGGCAGAUCUGUUCAGUAGAUUUGCUGCUUUCCCUAGGAAGACGCAAUCCUCCACAUGGGUCCGUCGAGUUCGUCCAAGGAAGAGUUUCCAGCUCAAGUUCUCCUCCAAUGGCUCCCCCCUCAAUGCCGUUUCUCUGCAAGACUCUGGGAGUUCUGUGGCGAAGAAGGGACUCGGGACUCAAGAGGAAGAAGCUUCCUCAUUUCUCUACUCAGAGCCCAGAAAGGCCGAAUCCACUCUCAGCAUAACUGUGGUUGGAGCUUCCGGCGACCUUGCCAGGAAGAAGAUCUUUCCUGCCCUCUUUGCUCUCUUCUAUGAAGACUGGCUCCCCGAGAACUUCUGUGUGUGCGGUUAUGCUCGGACUAGAAUGACUGAUGAGGAGCUGAGGAACAUGAUUAGCAAGACACUCACUUGUAGAAUCGAUAAGAGGGAAAAUUGUGAAGACAAAAUGGAACAGUUCCUUAUGAGAUGCUUUUAUCACGCGGGUCAGUACAAUUCCGAGGACAACUUCAGGGAAUUAGACAUGAAGCUGAAAGAAAAGGAGGCUGGAAAACUCGCAAAUAGAUUAUUUUACCUGUCAAUACCUCCGAAUAUAUUCGUGGACGUGGUGAGGUGUGCAAGCCUCAGAGCUUCUUCAGGAGAUGGAUGGACAAGGGUCAUUGUCGAGAAGCCAUUUGGACGGGACUCGGAAUCUUCCGGUGAGCUAACGAGAUGCUUGAAGCAGUACCUAGCUGAAGAUCAGAUUUUCAGAAUUGAUCAUUACUUGGGUAAGGAGCUCGUCGAGAACCUUUCAGUUCUUCGAUUUUCAAAUCUUGUGUUCGAACCUUUAUGGUCGCGGAACUACAUCCGAAAUGUGCAACUGAUAUUUUCGGAAGAUUUUGGCAUAGAGGGACGAGGAGGUUAUUUUGAUAACUACGGAAUCAUUCGGGAUAUAAUGCAAAACCAUCUCUUGCAAAUACUGGCAUUGUUCGCGAUGGAGACACCUGUGAGCUUAGACGCCGAAGACAUCAGGAAUGAGAAGGUGAAGGUGCUGAGGUCGAUGAGACCGCUGCAACUCGAUGAUGUAAUUGUGGGCCAAUAUAAGGGCCAUAGUAAAGGCAGUAAAUCUUAUCCCGGCUAUAUCGAUGACCCAACUGUUCCGAAGAAUAGUACAACUCCAACUUUUGCAGCAGCAGCUCUUUUUAUCAACAAUGCUCGAUGGGACGGAGUCCCGUUCCUCAUGAAGGCGGGGAAGGCACUUCACACUAAGAGGGCCGAGAUUCGAGUCCAGUUCAGACAUGUCGCCGGCAACCUCUACAGAAGAAACUUUGGUACAGAUUUGGAUAAGGCAACUAAUGAGCUCGUGCUGAGGGUCCAGCCUGAUGAAGCUAUCUAUCUAAAGAUCAACAACAAGGUCCCGGGUCUCGGAAUGAGAUUAGAUUGUAGCGACCUCAACUUGCUAUACAGAGCGAGGUAUCCUAGAGAAAUACCAGAUGCAUACGAGAGGCUGUUGUUAGAUGCGAUAGAAGGAGAGAGGAGGCUGUUCAUAAGAAGCGACGAGCUUGAUGCUGCUUGGGCACUAUUUACACCUCUCCUGAAAGAGCUCGAAGACAAGAGGAUCGCUCCAGAGCUCUACCCUUACGGCAGCAGAGGACCAGUUGGGGCACAUUAUCUCGCGGCCAAGCACAACGUCCGGUGGGGAGAUCUCGGUAGUGAAGACUGAUAAGUAGCCGAAAAUCGAAGGGUGCAGUUCUUGAGAAAGUUUACCCGAUUUGCAUAUAUGAAGAUUGAGGCUCAGCGCAACAUUUCCGGGUUGCAAGUUAUUAUUGUAACUGUAAUUCAGUCUGUUUGUAUGUGAAUAAAACUGAUGGACCCUUAAUGCUACGCUUACAUGUUUAGGUUGCAGAAUAUCGAUUGUUUAUAUUUUUAGCCUUUCGAGAAAUAUGAAAAACUGUAAAAUAUUCGCGGA